This is a messenger RNA of Peronospora belbahrii, 2286 nucleotides long. NCBI's taxonomy places the organism in Eukaryota, Oomycota, Peronosporomycetes, Peronosporales, Peronosporaceae. The record is from the annotation of a GenBank genome assembly.
AUGACCAAUAACCCACCACCAAUCCCUUAUUCCAUGUCUUCCUUAUCUCCCACUAGUAAACUUGAUUCUAGAAAGGAAUCCCUUCCAACAACCUCUUCGGUUCAAUGGUCACAUGUUGGUCAUCAUCGUACAAGUAUUCCACCUGAAGCAACCUUUGAUGAAGAGAAUAUCUCGAUUAAACAAGAAAUUCUAGCACUGAUUACACAAUAUCUUCAACAAGAAGGAUUUGCAAUCUCUAGUGCGACAAUUCAAGAUGAAGCAAACGUUAAGCGACAAAAACGAAUGACUGAACGUGAUGCCCUACGACGUCUGAGUGUGUCCAUCCUGGAAGGAGAUUGGGACCUUGUGGUGAAGUUACUAGAUAAACAUUUGAAAACGUUUCAUGUGUCUCAUCAGGGGUUUCUCUAUGCUGUAUGUAAACAAGAAUAUCUAGAACUAAUUGAUCGACAAGAGUAUCAAAAAGCUUUUACGUUUCUAACGGCACAUUUGAAACCAUUAGAAAAAGUCGCAAUUGCUUCGAAUUCAAGUCGUCAGGAAUUUAAAGAACUUUGUUACUUACUCACGUGUAAAGCAGUUGGAGAAUCCAAUGCUUUUCGAGAUUGGGAAGGUGUGGUGAGAUCAAGAGAAAAACUAGUUGAACAGUUGAAAGCAACAUUUGCAUUAGAAGAGGUGAUUUUACCACAACAGGAUGGAGAUACAGCCAGCAUGACAACAACAACAACAACACUACCACCACCCAUGGCAAUGCCCGAUCAUCGCCUUGUACAGUUACUACAUCAAAGUGUAGCUUAUCAGAUGGAAUUCAGUCGGUAUCAUCCGAAAACAAUUCCCAAGGUUUCGACACUCUUGAGAGAUUUCGAAUGCGAAGUACUACCGAAUGCUGUAAAAAGCACGUAUGUUGGCCACUCGCAAAAUGUAAAGUUUGUCACGUUUGUGGGAACGGAUGGCGAACUUCUGGCUUCAGGCUCCAGUGAUGCUACGAUAAAACUUUGGCCAACCGAAUUCUUGGAAGCGCAUCAACAGAGCAAAGACGAAGAAAUCGACAAGCCCGCGGGCACUGUUUGUCGACAAUGGAGCAGAGAUUUGCUUGGUCACUCGUCUAGGAUUUGGUAUCUUACGGCGAGUGCAUCUGGAGAGCGUCUGUAUUCAGGUUCGGGUGAUGGUACUGUGAAAGUAUGGGACUUGCGAGCUGCGCUAGCGGAGCUUAUUGCUGCUCAACAGGCUCAAAGUGACUCAAACGAUAUUCUGAAUGACCAGCGCGUAGACAAAAUUAUGCAGUCUACUGUUGAAGCUGCUGCAGCUGCUGCGACCUCAGAAGGCACGUUUGCGAUUGCUGCUGCCUCGAAACUGCCUCACAACUAUUCGGUGACAUCAGCCGAAUGUCUGGCAACACUCACGAGUCCAAACGGUGGAGAUGUAUACACAGUAAACUUGCAUCCCAGCGAGACACACUUGGUGACUGGUGGCUACGAUCAGUGCGUGCGUUUGUGGGACAUUGCCACCGGCGCGGCGGUGAAGACAUUCCGUGGUCACUUUGCAUCUGUUUGCGAUGUCCAGUUUAACAGGCAUGCCAAUUUUGUCGUGAGCGCAUCAAAAGAUGGUUCAAUUCGAUUGUGGGAUAUCCUGAGUGGGCUAUGUGUCCACACUUUGCGCCAGACGCUAGGCGAGGUCACCUCUAUCUCAAUGGCUUCCAACGGCUAUACGUUGCUGAGCGGCUCACGCAAUAACAGCAAUCGUCUGUGGGACUUACGUAUGCUUCACACUCCACGUGCUCACUUGACGACAGGACUAAGUAGUGGGACAUCUAUCGGCGGUUCUAGCGGAUCACUUAGCAAUGGCUCGAUGGGGGGGAAUGGAGCUAUUGGCAACGGAUACGGGUCAGGUUACUCUGCAGUCAACGGCGCUGGUAUCUCAGGAACUGCUGCUAUAGGAAGCAUUGGUAACCUAAGCGCAAGCGGAAAUAUUAACGCCGGAAGCAAUACUUUUUUGGGAAAUCGCCACGCAGAGCAACGACCGCUUCAGCGCUUUAAGGGCCACCAAAAUACUGCGAAAAACAUUGUACGCGCAUCGUUUGGUCCGCGUGAAAGUUUCGUAUUGGGUGGGUCCGAGGACGGCUAUGUUUAUGUUUGGGAAGUGGCUACCGGUAAGUUGCUGGAGCGGCUCGCAGGCCACCGCGGCGUGACCUAUAACGCCCAAUGGCACGAAAAGCAAUCACUGCUUGCUUCCAGCUCUCAUGACGGCACAGUAAAAACAUGGUGGUGGGAAGACAAAAGUAGCCAGCUGUAA